AUGGAAACCAUGUCACCACAGCAACAGAACGAGCUGAGCCGCAGGACGUCACUCACCGGCGAGUCCAAGACCAGCACGCAACAUGAACACAAGAGGAGGAUGAAGUCUCUGAGCCAUCGUCGACAGUCCGCUCCCUCUCUGGUCAUCAACAAAGCCCUGACCAGAUCCAGAACUUUCUCCAGAGAGAGCUUCCUGGUUCCUGUCUGUCCAGAGACGUGCCCAUUGGUCCAGUCGUUCCUGUGUCCUGAUAGGGCGUUCCUCCUGCACGGCCACGUCACGCUGAAGACUGGGCUGCAGACGCAGGACAGAGACCUCUUCCUCUUCACCGACAUCCUCAUCAUCGCCAAGUCCAAGUCUCCCACACACUUCAAGCUGAAGGCCCAGGUGUGUGUGGGUGAGAUGUGGACAGCCCAGUGUAUGGAGGACGUAUGUGAGGGCAGCACCAACCCAGAGAGGAGCUUCGUCAUGGGCUGGCCCACCUGCAACUGUGUGGUCACCUUCAGCUCUGAGGUCCAGAAGGAGAGAUGGCUCUCCCUGCUCAAAAGUCGAAUAAAAGAGGAGAAGGAAAAGGAUGAUCCUAAAACCAUUCCGCUGAAGGUGUUUGGGAAAGGCAUCGGGAGUUGUGCUCAGGCCGUCAGUAAGACCUUGGGUGUCAGUAACUCUGAUUCAACCAAUGAGGUUGUCCGACUCGCUCUUCAACAGUUUGGUGUCACGGUGUGUAUAGAAUCGAGCAAUACUGACUACCAGCUGUGGGUAAGCUCCAAGAGGGACAACGCCCCUUACCCUCUCAUUGGUCAUGAGUUCCCUUUCAGUAUCCAGAUGAGUCAUAUGCGGGAGCCCCUGGCCCAGCCGGGCCGCAGGGACACAGUUCCACCUCCAGACAGACAGAGGGCGAUGCACCGCGACCAGGUACAGGUGGACAAACAGUGCCAGUUCAUCCUAAAGACCCGAUGCAGCUCCACAACAACAACGCCUGUGAUUGUAGACCCAGCUCAGAAGCCCUUCAAGCGAAGGCGUUCUCUCAUCAACUGGGCUUUCUGGAAAGGCUCCAAUCCUAACCUCCACAGUUCCUCUACAAACCUCUCCUCACCUGCCCCCGGCUACCUGUUUGGCCAAUCGCUGAGCACCAUCUGUUGGGACAACUCCCUGCCCAAGCCCGUCAUGGACAUGCUGGUGUUUCUGUACAACGAGGGUCCGUUCACGCGAGGGAUAUUCCGACGGUCAGCGGGGGCGAGGGCGUGUCGUGAACUCAGGGACAGACUGGACUCUGGGGCUCAGGAUGUCCCGCUGACACGGGAGCACGUCUUCAUCAUCGCUGCUGUGUUUAAGGACUUCCUGCGGAACAUUCCGGGCAGUCUGCUGUGUUCCGAUCUCUAUGAACAGUGGAUGGAUGUGAUGGAGGAAGCAGAAUCGGAGGAGGCAGAGGAGGAGGAGCAGGCACAGGAUAUAACGAGGCUGAUUGGUCUACUGCCCAAAGAGAACGCCCUGUUGCUACGCCACGUGGUUGCCGUGCUGCACGGUAUCCAGGAAAACGCCCAUGACAACCAGAUGAACGCCUUCAACCUGUCUGUGUGCAUUGCUCCCAGCAUGCUCUGGGCUCCGGGCCCCAGCAGCCCUGAGGUGGAGGGGGAGGGCGCCAAGAAGGUGUGUGACCUGGUGAGGUAUAUGAUAGAACACUGCCAGGAGGUCCUGGGAGAGGAUGUCACCUCUGUGUUUGGAGGUCUACCCCGGAAACGUGCCGAAUCGGACGUGUCUUCCUUCCACCUGACCGACUCGUCUUAUGACAGCCUGGAGAACAUGCUGAAUGAUGACAGCAGUGAGUCUCCAUGCCUCCACACCUCACGGCGGCGCUGGAGAGCCAAGCCCCUGCAGGGCAGCCUGGACUCGGUCCUCACCCUGAGUGACUGCGACCUGGAGCAGCCCGACCUGGACACAGACCCCGACACCACAGACCCCCAAUCUGGCAACCACCACCACCGUGAUACGAUCACACAACCUGGAUCUGGCAACCUCCUCCAGCCCUCAACCCCAGCCCGAGGCAGGACCAGGAAACUCAGCCCAGCUGCGCCCCCCUCCUGUCCCAGCCCCCCAGCUCCUCGGAGAGGGGGGAGGAGGUGCUCAGAGCCGGCCAUAGGGUACUCUGUGGCCAGCUUCGUGGCGCGACUGGCAGGGAACGCAGACAGGCUGGGUAGCAUUGAUGACCUGGCUGGAGGUGGGGAGAUGUUUCACAGCUUACGGAAGGAUGGACAGACACACGGACCCACACACACAGGGGACUGGAAUGGCAGUAAGGGUGUGUGUGAGGGUUCGGGGUCACAAGGUGCACAGACGCGACGCCGGGAUGCGAGCUACUCCAGUCUCUCUUCGCCCCCCACCCCCCCCACACGCUCCUCAGUGGACUCCCUGGACAGCCUCCUCUCCCACUCCAGCAUCCAGUCCGCUGCAUUCUGGCAACCCAGGGUGGGACCCAACGCUGCAAGAUUGACUCCCUCCCAUGUCCCUCCUGGUCCUCCUGUCCCUCUAACCCCCAUAUCUUCCCCUACUUUAACCCAUAGUCUACCCAUCCCAGCUCCAGGCCAGGGGCUCAGUCUCAAUAUCUCCCCGCCGAAGGAGAUCCCUUCCUGGGGUACGCUGAAGGGCUGCAGGGGGCUCCAUCCCAACACCUGGUUGAAGAGAGGUCGCAGACUGUCGCUGUCGCAGCAGGAGGAUGAGGGGGGUGUGGUGGGUUCCACUAACAAGACUCUCCCCACUAGCAAGUCAUGUCAGGAUAAAGGAGGGCUGAAACAGUCAUCUGAGGACCCCCCCAAGUCCAGCCUGGCCAGCUGCCCCCCAAAGGCAGGAGGGUUGCAGAAUCGCGGCAGGGUGACCAAGGACCGAAGAUCCAGUCAAGGCUCGGUGAGCCCACCAUCGUGCCAGAGGUCCCUGGAGCAUUUCCACUCCUGCCGCUCUCCCUGCUACCAACCAACAGACAGACCCCUCACUGUCAAAGAGCUGAGAGAGAUACACAGCCGGGCCUGCGCAGCGAGCAACACAGGAUAUGACGUCACAAACCAGGGCAGCCGUACCCCUCCCCAACAUGUGUUCUUUGGGCAGGGUGGACCCAGCUUGUCCCUAGCCAGGCAGAAGUCCCACUCCCUAGCCCCAGGCAUGGAGGGUCUCUCCGGGGGCAUGUGUUCCCAGCGCCGGAGCUCCGAGCCUGGGGCAGCACAUCUAGGCGAAGUUCUGGUUAAGGCCUCACACCCGGAUAGGCUUCACAGAGAGGCCAAACUGGGUCAGAGGUCAAAGUCAGUGGACGGGUCCCAAGACCUGGGGUUGAAGGUGUCCGACACGGACCAAAGCGGGGCUCCGAAGUUUUGCCUGUCUCCCUCUGCCACCAAGGCUGUGAGGGACUAUUUCUCAUCUCACACGCACAGUAAUCCCCAUAGUGGGCAGCAGGUGGCGCUAGCCCUGAUUCAGGGACAGAGGGAGCGGCUCAGGAGGUGUAGUGAUCCCAUGCUGGAGCCUGACUUUGACCAACUGCUCUUUGCUGAAGAGUCCUACGUGUGA
Messenger RNA from Salvelinus namaycush (lake trout), 3546 nucleotides. RefSeq names its product rho GTPase-activating protein 20-like. Lineage: Eukaryota; Metazoa; Chordata; Actinopteri; Salmoniformes; Salmonidae. The transcript is spliced from 15 exons. Bases 1 to 3546 code for a protein of 1181 amino acids. Gene Ontology annotation, molecular function: GTPase activator activity. Gene Ontology annotation, biological process: signal transduction; regulation of Rho protein signal transduction. The record is from RefSeq and is a predicted model, not a curated record.